AUGUUGAGUUUUGAACCUAAGUACCAUUUUUUGAUGACAGAUAACUCACUUCUUUCGGAAGUCAAGUUGCCUAAAUCUAGCACCUUGCAUCAGGCAGCAGGUUCAACGGAGACCCGGUUGAUAUUUUUACAGCGCAAUCCAAAAACUCUACCUUACAAGUUCGUCACAGAUGAUGCAACAUUCAACUUUGAUGACCCGUCAGAGGUCCCUAUCGUUGUGGAUCCUUCUGCCAAAACCUGCCAGAGUCUUUCAAGUAAAUGGCAGGUGAAUCAUAUACACAGAAGUAAUUGGCUUUUUCAUGACCAUGGGAAUGAGCAAUCAAAUGACCGGCCAGAUGAGAUCACUUCCUUCUACCUAGAAGGUAGCCGGUCUGAAAUAUUCCUAGCUAAUGGAGACGAUUUGAUCCCAAAGGAAGACCUGGGAUAUAUAACUCAACUGGUCGAGAUAUUCGUGCAAAGGUCUCAUAUGCUUUCGAACAGCUCCAAUAUUGGCUAG
This is a messenger RNA of Ogataea angusta, 495 nucleotides long. RefSeq lists its product as uncharacterized. The coding region runs from base 1 to 495 and encodes 164 amino acids. Lineage: Eukaryota; Fungi; Ascomycota; Pichiomycetes; Pichiales; Pichiaceae. The record is from RefSeq and is a predicted model, not a curated record. The transcript has a single exon.